This is a messenger RNA of Pygocentrus nattereri (red-bellied piranha), 1042 nucleotides long. Its product is annotated as polymeric immunoglobulin receptor-like. NCBI's taxonomy places the organism in Eukaryota, Metazoa, Chordata, Actinopteri, Characiformes, Serrasalmidae. The coding region runs from base 176 to 1042 and encodes 288 amino acids. The record is from RefSeq and is a predicted model, not a curated record. The transcript has 5 exons.
CUGAUUAACUAACAUAAAUCACCACAACUAGAAUUACAUCACUCCAGGCAAAGUUUUUAACUGGACUUCUGAAGUUAAUCUGAACAUCAGUGAAGCUGAAGAUCACUCUCACCUUCGUCCUCAUCGUCCUGAACUCAGUAUAGGAACGAUCUCAGAGAGUAGUGGACUGGAGCUUAUGGGAACACCAGAGGCAAAUGUCCAGACCAGAAUGAAGAUUCUUCUAAUUUUCACCCUCUACCUCUUCUCAGGUCCAGUGUACUGCUUUGAUGUGAUUGGCUACGCCGGAGGAAGCAUUAUAAUGACAUGCAGACACUUGGAAGUGGGAUCAAAAUUUGUUUGCAAAGGAAAACCAUCAUCUCAGUGUGAAAUUAUGGUGCACACUCAGACUCAAAAAUCUAACAAAUGGGUUCAGCAAAACAGACUUUAUUUGUAUGAAGAGUCCCGUAAAGAAUUCACAGUGCUCUACAGAAAUCUGAGUUCACAGGACGCUGGAUCAUAUCAGUGUGGAGAAACUGGAGUGUGGAGUAAUGAAAUGAACCUGAUAGUGAACUCAGAUCCUUGUUGUACAGGACCGAGGAUUAUAACUGCUGAUGUGGGAGAGACUGCCUCUAUCAGUUGUCCCUUUCCAAAGAUGUUUGAGACAAAUACCAAGUACUUCUACAAAAUGAAUGGUCCUGAUUAUACUCAACUAAUAGACACCACAAAGACUCAGAGAGACAGAUUCUCCAUCUCUGAGGACAGAAGCGCUGCAGUUCUCAGUGUGAGAAUCAGUGAUGUGAGUGAAGAUGAUGGAGGAGUUUAUUUCUGUGCAGUGCAAGUUCAAGGAGACUCAGUCCGUUAUUACUCCCUCUACACCGAGAUUCAGCUACAGGUCACUGAGUCUUCUGUCAACAUAAUCCUCAUCAUCACUGUGUGUGUCUGUGUGGCUUUACUGCUGAUUGGAGGAUCAACUCAGAUCUACUACAAACUGAGAGACAGUAAACACAAGUUGUUAUACAUGGACAUAAACAUAGUUCACACAUGUCACUCAAAAACACUGUAG